GAUAAGUUUCAUAUGGUGGCGGUUCUUGUGAUUUUAGGUUGGAUGGCAACCUUCACGGAUGCCCAAACAACAUGUGCCCAAAAGCUUGUGUCUUGUUAUCCUUACCUCAACAACGCCACGGCCAAACCUCGAGAAGACUGCUGUGACCCUAUAAGAGAAGCCGUUGCUAAUCAGCUUCCAUGCCUCUGCAAUCUCUACAACCACCCUAAUCUGCUUGCUUCUUUCAACGUCACUGUCCCUGAAGCUCUCAGGAUCUCUCGUGAAUGCGGCAUCACUACCGAUCUCAUUACUUGCAACGCCACUUCCCCCAUGUCUGCUCCACCACCGCCAGGACAAUCUGGAGGUGCUGACAGGAUAGCAUUGGCAGGAGUUACCACCUUAUUCUUAUGUCUGGUGACAUUCAUUUCUUCAUUGGGACUUUGAUCAGCAGAUGAUUUCUUCAUAGUAAACACCAGAUAUGGUGUGCAUCCGUCUCUAGGAAUUUUAAUUGUUUGCUUGCAAUUUUAUUUUGCUACAUGUAAUAUAAUUGGUGGGUUGGUUUUUCUAAUCUCUAUCACGUAUUAUUGUUAUCUGUAAUUUUAUUGUUU
Molecule: messenger RNA, 587 nt
Organism: Hibiscus syriacus
Lineage: Eukaryota; Viridiplantae; Streptophyta; Magnoliopsida; Malvales; Malvaceae
Product: non-specific lipid transfer protein GPI-anchored 8-like
Exons: 2
Coding region: 13-423 (136 amino acids)
Source: RefSeq, a predicted model, not a curated record